This is a messenger RNA of Fusarium coffeatum, 804 nucleotides long. RefSeq lists its product as uncharacterized. The record is from RefSeq and is a predicted model, not a curated record. The coding region runs from base 1 to 804 and encodes 267 amino acids. NCBI's taxonomy places the organism in Eukaryota, Fungi, Ascomycota, Sordariomycetes, Hypocreales, Nectriaceae. The transcript is spliced from 2 exons.
AUGCGUCCUACCUCCAAUAUCUUUCAGCUGGCCGUCUGCCUUUCCGCGCUCGCACCUCUCGCCACAGCGUGGCCCAGUUGGUUUCCCAAUGCUGAUUCUGUCGUAGUUCGACGAGUUGUCCCGGAAGAUUUGCCCCAGGAAACCGCUAUUCUGAGGCCUCGUCAAGAUUCCAAGACUGAAGAGGAGGAGGCCACGAGCACCAAGAAAAGCCCCAAGCAAACCAACCUGAACACAGCCAAAGUCGAAACUGGAACCGAAACUGGAACCGAAACCGGUACCGCCACGGAGGAAGAUUCUACAGAGACCGGAAAGGAGACUGGGAAGAAAAAGUCUGGCACCAAGACUGGCACCUCUGCACCCAAACGCACGACUUUCUCUGCUGAUGUGCAACCCGGCGGUUUGAGCAUGACCUUGCCCGACACUAUGUACGUGCCUACACCACUUAUCAAGAUCGGUGACUAUGCCACCUUCGGCUGGAAUUACACCUCUCUCGAGGGCACACCUACUGCAAUCGAUGUGCUCGUCAGUCAAUCUUCCGCCGGCGAAACAUACACUCUUACGGCCAACAUGACUUUCGAGACGAACCCCACCUACGUCUGGGAUACCAGCAAAGAAGCCAACGACCCUGAGGCCCCUCUCCCUGUUGGUAUGUACACUCUUAUCAUCAAGGAUUCCGACUCUGCGAUUAGCGAUGUGCCCUCUCCCGGCUACCUGGCGGUACAGAAGACCUUCCAGUUUGGCAUGUACACCCCCGCCGCCUACACACCCUACCCUCAGUGGAACUGUGAUAUCUGCAACAACUAA